Molecule: messenger RNA, 9362 nt
Organism: Gadus morhua (Atlantic cod)
Lineage: Eukaryota; Metazoa; Chordata; Actinopteri; Gadiformes; Gadidae
Gene: ptprsa
Product: protein tyrosine phosphatase receptor type Sa
Exons: 38
Coding region: 577-6441 (1954 amino acids)
Biological process (GO): protein dephosphorylation
Molecular function (GO): protein binding; protein tyrosine phosphatase activity
Source: RefSeq, a predicted model, not a curated record
AAAGGGGCAGGGUUGUAUUUUAAACUCCAGUCUCCCCCCACCCCCAAGUCCGUACAACCGAAGAGGUGGAUUUGGGAAGAAAAACACACCUAAACCUGGAACCGCGGAGAUAACCGGGGGAAGGGGAGCAACGAAAUACGGGACACGUUUUUAGUAAUCGUGUGAAUUACGGCUGUGCGUCUGUGCGCACUGACGCGACGCGCGACUGUUGGAGGGGAGAGCGGAACGCGUUUGUGAGCGCUCACCUCCGUCAACGAGUGAUUCGAUCCCGUUAUCGAGGUGGAAUAUACUCGUAUUUUAUCCUCGCUCUCCUGCGGAUGCGGAAAGUUUUUUUUACUCGGAGGAUUACUUCUCACCGCGGACGCGCUACGGAUUUUAAGAAUCGCCCCCCGUUUGUUACCCUUAACUCGCCUUACUGACUCCACGGAGGGGGGUCGCGUUGAAAAGACUUCUCUCACGCUACCACAAGUGCCCCAGCCUGCGUGAAGACCCCACUCCCUGCCCGGUAGGGCCCUCGGCUCCCUGGCCUCAGGUCGAAGGUUAACUCCGGUCCUCUGCCACCCCACUGGAACCAAGAUGGCCGCCGGCAGUGCCUCCUCGGUUUCCCUGCCGGCCCUCCUGCCUGUGGGGACCCUGCUGCUGUCGCUGCUCCUCACCGGCUCCCACGCCUUAGCUAAGCCCCGGUUCACCAAAGUUCCCAUUGACCAGAUCGGCGUCUCGGGGGGCGUGGUUUCCUUCGUGUGCCAGGCAACGGGCGACCCCAAGCCCAGGGUGAGCUGGAACAAGAAGGGCAAGAAGGUCAACUCCCAGCGCAUUGAGACCAUCGAGUUUGACGAGGGCGCGGGGGCAGUUCUUCGGAUCCAGCCUCUCCGGGCGCCCAGGGACGAGAACAUAUACGAGUGCGUCGGCGAGAACAGCGAGGGCGAGGUCACGGUCAACGCCAAGCUGUCAAUCAUAAGAGAGGACCUGCUUCCCUCCGGGUUCCCCAACAUCGACAUGGGCCCUCAGCUCAAGGUGGUGGAGCGGACUCGGACGGCCACCAUGUUGUGUGCGGCCAGCGGGAACCCUGACCCAGAGAUCACCUGGUACAAGGACUUCCUGCCCAUUGACCCCAACGCAAGUAACGGCAGAAUCAAACAGCUGCGCUCCGAAGCCUUCGAGAGUACCCCGAUUCGAGGGGCCCUGCAGAUCGAGAACAGCGAGGAGACCGACCAGGGGAAGUACGAGUGCGUGGCGUCUAACGUGGAAGGCGUGCGCUACUCGUCCCCCGCUAACCUUUAUGUGCGAGAGCUUCGAGAAGUCCGGCGCGUGUCCCCUCGCUUCUCCAUCACGCCCACCAGCCAGGAGAUCAUGCCGGGGGGCAGUGUGAACAUCACCUGCGUGGCGGUGGGCUCGCCCAUGCCCUACGUCAAGUGGAUGCUCCACACCGAGGACCUGACCCCCGAGGACGAGAUGCCGGUGGGCCGCAACGUCCUGGUGCUGGACAGCGUCCGCGAGUCGGCCAACUACACCUGCGUGGCCAUGAGCAGCCUGGGCAUCAUCGAGGCCACGGCGCAAAUCACGGUCAAGUCCCUUCCGAAGCCUCCAGGCACGCCGGAGGUGACCGAGACCACCGCCACCAGUGUCACCAUCACCUGGGACUCUGGCAACCCAGACCCGGUGACCCACUACAUCAUCCAGUACCGCGCCAAGUCUCCGGAGAGCAAGUUCGAGACCAUGGACGGCAUCACCACCACGCGCUACAGCAUCGGAGGCCUCUACCCCAACACCGAGUACGAGAUCAGGGUCUCGGCCUUCAACACCAUCGGCCAAGGCCCCCCCAGCGAACCCGUCGAGACCCGGACCGGCGAGCAGGCGCCCGCCUCCCCUCCGCGCAACGUCAAAGCCCGGAUCAUCUCCCAGAACACCAUGAUGGUGCGCUGGGAGGAGCCGGAGGAGCCCAACGGGCAGAUCAAGGGCUACCGGGUGUACUACACCAUGGACGACUCCCAGCCCAUGGCGCACUGGCAGAUCCACAAUGUGCAGGACAGCAUGAUCACAACCAUCCAGAGCCUGGUGCCGUCGGAGACCUACACCAUCAAGGUGCUGGCCUUCACCUCGGUGGGCGACGGACCCUUCUCCGAGCCCAUCCACGUCAAAGUGCUGCAAGGAGUGCCUGGCCAGCCGAACAAAUUCCAGGUUGGUGCUGUGUCAGACACCAGCAUUGAGCUGACCUGGGAGCCAGCCUACGAGAGGGAGGGGAUCAUAAGUUACAACCUCCACUGCAAAGAGGGAAGUCCUGGCAUACUGAUAAAGAAAACCUUUGGGCCCACGUCUUCCUAUGUGGUGGACGGGCUCCGUCCAAACACAGAGUACCUCCUUUCCCUGGCUGCCAUCUCCAACAAAGGCGUGGGGGCCUUCACCAACGACAUUACCCAGAAGACCUUGCAAGCAAAGCCCUCCGCCCCCCCUCAAGACAUUAAGUGCGCCCCCUCCAGCUCCACCAGCCUGCUGGUAGCUUGGCGCCCCCCGCCUGUGGAGAGCCAGAAUGGCGCCCUGGCGGGGUACACCGUGCGCUACCAGGUGGAGGCGGCGGCGGGCUCCGUCGAGUCGGCCGCCGGGACGGCCGACAAUGAGGAGACCUCGGGGGAAGUGUCAGUGCCCUCCGGCGAGCAGGUGCUGCUCCCGCGGCUGGAGAAGUGGACCCAGUACCGGAUCAGUGUGGCCGCUCUCACCCACAUGGGGUCCGGCCCCGAGAGCGAGCUGCUCAGCUGCCGCACCGACGAGGACGUGCCCGGCGCUCCGCCCAGGCGGGUCGACGUGGACGUGCUCAACUCCACCGCCCUCAAGGUGAUGUGGCGCUCGCUGGCGCCGGGCAAACAGCACGGGCAGAUCCGUGGCUACCAGGUCCACUACGUGCGUGUGGAGAAUGGGGAAUCCCGCGGCCUGCCGCUGAUCAAAGACGUCAUGCUGGCCGACGCCCAGUGGGAAAUGGACGAUACCGCUGACUACGAAAUGGUCAUCGGAGGACUGAAGCCUGACACCACCUACUCUAUCACGGUGGCUGCUUACACCACCAAGGGUGAUGGAGCACGCAGCAAACCUAAGCUGGUGGUGACUAAGGGCGCAGUGCCCGGGCCGCCCUACCUGUCUGUGGCCCAGGACUCUGAGACGUCAGCGGUGGUCCGCUGGGACCCGCCGGACCUCCUCAACGGCAUGGACCUGCAGGGCUACCGCCUGCAGUUCGGCCGCAAGGACCUUGCCCCGCUGGCCACGCUGGAGUUCGACCCCCAGGAGCACCACUACUCCGUGGGCAGCAUCCACCGUGGCACCACCUACCUCUUUAAGAUCUCCGCCAAGAGCCGGGGGGGCUUCGGCGAGGAGGCGGCGGUGGAGCUCAGCGUGCCCGAAAACACGCCGGGCGGCUACCCGCACAUCAACGCCCCGUCCAACGUGACCUGCUGCUCGGCGCAGCUGUCCUGGGCGCCGCCCGUGCUGGCGGAGAGGAACGGCGCCAUCACGGAGUACACCCUGGCCUACAAGGAGGCGGGCUCCGGGGCACCCCCCCGCGAGCUGCGCCUGGCCCCCGGCCUGUCCAGCUUUGUGCUCAACAGCCUCAAGCCGGACUCGGCGUACGAUGUGAAAAUACGAGCGCACACCAGUGUAGGUCCCGGGCCCUACAGCCCGCCGAUCCAGUAUCGCACAGUGGCCUUUGAGCCCACAGAUGUUCCAAAGAACUUCACGGUCAGGUGGGCCACCAAAACCACAGUGAUGGUGGCGUGGAAGUUUUCUGAGAGCAGGUCUCCGUACAAAUGCACAAUCGAGUACAGCCGGCAGAAGAUGGACAUCGACGCCCGGCAGCUGAAGGCGCUGGUCUUGGGCCUGAGACCCAACAGCACCUACGAGUUCCGGGUCACCUGCAUGGAGCGGUCGGACGGGGGCACGCGGCACCGCGUGGCUGCCAGGACGGCGCCCCUGGUGCUGGACAAGAAGCCCAGGCUGGAGAUCGACGUGGACCCCGACAGUGCCCUCACCAUCUCAUUCCCCCCUGUGGAGAGCAAGGACAUCAAGAACUUCUACUUGGUGGCCGUGCCGCUGAAGCGGACCACCGGGACGGUGAAGAACCUGAAGACCCCGGACGAGAUGGACAUGGAUGAGCUUCUCCGGGAGGUGAUCCCGAGACACCGGUCGCGGCGGCAGCUAGCCCAGCAGGACCAGAGGAAGCCCUACGUUAUGGCGUGCUUCCGGCAUCUUCCGACCAGCUACAUGGUCGGCUCGGAGCACCGCCACAGCAGCUGUGAGAACAAGCCCCUCGAGCCGGGACAGGAGUACGUCUUCUUCCUGCUGGCCGAGCUCAACACCACCUCGGGGAAAAUGUUUGCAACCAGCCCGUACACGGACACGGUGCUGACCCCGGAGGUCGUGGACGUGCGGCAGGUGGAGACGGGCGCCGAUGGCCUCAUCUGGGUGGUGGGCCCCGUGCUGGCCGUGGUCUUCAUCAUCUGCAUCGUCAUCGCCAUCCUCCUCUACAAGAACAAGCCCGACAGCCGCAAGAGAAAAGAGGCAGAGCCACGGACCAAGUGUAUGCUCAACAACGCUGACAUCACCCCUCACCACCCCACCGACCCCGUGGAGAUGAGACGCAUCAACUACCAGACGCCAGAUUCUGGUCUAAGCAGUCCUCAGAGUGAAGCCGAUAUUAUGGAUGAAAGGAUGAUGAACCACCCGCCCAUCCCCAUCGCCGAGCUGGCUGAACACACAGAGCUGCUGAAGGCCAACGACAACCUGAAGCUCUCGCAGGAGUACGAGUCUAUCGACCCAGGCCAGCAGUUCACCUGGGAGAACUCCAACCUGGAGGUGAAUAAGCCCAAGAAUCGCUACGCCAACGUCAUCGCCUACGACCACUCCCGCGUCAUCCUGGCUCCCAUUGACGGCAUCACGGGCAGCGACUACAUCAACUCCAACUACAUCGAUGGCUACAGGAAGCAGAACGCCUACAUCGCCACCCAGGGGCCGUUACCGGAGACCUUCGGAGACUUCUGGAGGAUGGUGUGGGAGCAGCGGGCGGCCACUGUGGUCAUGAUGACCAGGCUAGAGGAGAAGUCACGGAUCAAGUGUGACCAGUACUGGCCAAGCCGGGGUACAGACACCUACGGGAUGACCCAGGUCACCCUGCUUGACACCAUAGAGCUGGCUACCUUCUGCGUUCGCACCUUCUCCCUACACAAGAACGGUUCGAGUGAGAAGCGGGAGGUGCGUCAGUUCCAGUUCACGGCGUGGCCCGACCACGGCGUCCCAGAGUACCCCACUCCCUUCCUGGCCUUCCUGCGCCGGGUGAAGACCUGCAACCCGCCUGAUGCCGGCCCAAUCAUCGCACACUGCAGUGCCGGCGUGGGCCGCACCGGGUGCUUCAUCGUCAUCGACGCCAUGCUGGAGCGCAUCAAGCACGAGAAGACGGCGGACAUCUACGGCCACGUGACGCUCAUGCGCUCCCAGAGGAACUACAUGGUGCAGACGGAGGACCAGUACAGCUUCAUCCACGACGCGCUGCUGGAGGCGGUCGCCUGCGGCAACACGGAGGUGGCCGCCCGCAGCCUCUACUCCUACAUCCAGAAGCUGGCCCAGGUGGAGGUGGGCGAGCACGUCACCGGCAUGGAGCUGGAGUUCAAGCGGCUGGCCAACUCCAAGGCGCACACGUCCCGGUUCAUCAGCGCCAACCUGCCCUGCAACAAGUUCAAGAACCGGCUGGUCAACAUCAUGCCCUACGAGACCACGCGCGUCUGCCUGCAGCCAAUCAGGGGCCUGGAGGGCUCCGACUACAUCAACUCCAGCUUCAUCGACGGAUACAGACAACAGAAGGCGUACAUCGCCACACAGGGCCCCCUGGCGGAGACCACAGAGGACUUUUGGAGGAUGCUCUGGGAGAACAACUCCACCAUCGUCGUCAUGCUCACCAAGCUCAGAGAGAUGGGACGGGAGAAGUGCCACCAGUACUGGCCAGCCGAGCGCUCGGCACGGUACCAGUACUUUGUGGUGGACCCCAUGGCAGAGUACAACAUGCCCCAGUACAUCCUGCGAGAGUUCAAGGUCACUGAUGCCAGGGACGGCCAGUCUAGGACUGUAAGGCAGUUCCAGUUCACCGAUUGGCCAGAGCAAGGUGUGCCUAAAUCCGGGGAGGGCUUCAUCGACUUCAUUGGCCAGGUACACAAGACCAAGGAGCAGUUCGGACAGGAUGGACCAAUCUCUGUUCACUGCAGUGCCGGGGUGGGCCGGACCGGGGUCUUCAUCACCCUGAGCAUUGUGCUGGAGAGGAUGCGGUACGAGGGCGUGGUGGACAUCUUCCAGACGGUGAAGAUGCUGCGGACGCAGAGGCCCGCCAUGGUGCAGACGGAGGACGAGUACCAAUUCUGCUACCAGGCUGCGCUGGAGUACUUGGGAAGCUUCGAUCACUAUGCAACGUAAAAUAGCCAUCCUCCCUUCCCUUCCCCACCCCUCCCCCACCACCUCCCCCCUCCAGGUCUCUGCCCCCCCCCCCGCCCACUCUCCCCCAUCCCCCUCAAACCUCGCCUGUCCCCUGAGCCAUACAACCUUGCUUGAAAUUUGAAUAAGACGAAAAUGGAGAAAAAGAACAACAACGAUUACCCCAAGAAAAAUGCCCCCACCCAGUAAAACCAAAAUCUACAAACCACAAAGAACUCCCUUUCGAAAAGGAGGAGCCAGUUUAGUCAAUCAAACGAAAAGAAAAGCGAAGUUGGAGCAGGUGAGGUACCACCUGACACCCCCACUCACCAAUAAGAGGAGAGAUUUAAAAAAGGCUUUGGCUCACACUUUGGGGGGACGGGGAACCCGAACCAGAGUCGGACUGCGAACCUUACCUCAAGUGUUACCAAUGUGGGAGGACAUUGUAUACAUUUUGUGGAGAUUCACUUCUUUAAAAAAUAUAUAUAUUGUACGUAAUACGAAGACAGCAGACAAUGGAACGACUAGGGACGAGGUCGACAGAGCGACAGCAAGACGGAGGCAGGUGGAUGUAGCCUGGAUGAGACGACUCUGCCUCCUUCUUCUUUUACAUGUAGUGAGUGUGUUGGCGUGGGGUGGGGGGGGGGGGGGGGGGGGGGGGUACUUUAUCAAUGUCUUACAGCAGGAGCUGUUCAAAGAAACAUCUGAAUCAUGGCUGCCUGUGUGAAAAAACAUUCAGUGUCCCCACACGCAAACGCCACCUACCCCUUUGGCUAGCCAAGUGGUUCGAAAAAUACUCAGCAACCAAAAUGAAGACGGAUUACUUUCCAUUUGGUCUGGAGGAACACUGUGUUUUACCCACCAGUGAUUCAUCCCAUUAGCCAUUAAAGCAACGCAUCGCUUCUCUAGUUACCAUCAAAAGGCCAGCCAUUACUGAGUAAGACGGGGCUACAAAACAGAACACACGCUUCACCAUGCUAGCAUAGCGGAGGCAGGAACAUGUACGUGAAAGAACGUGAACGUAAUCAGUUCAUUACCGACAGACAUUUGGAGCGCCCGAUUCCCGGUCUCUGGAGCAGGGGUGAAAGGUCCGACCACCCCAGUGUCGUUGUGAUGAACUACCGACACAACAGCGAUCUUAAGAUCUUCUGGAAGCCGAGGAAUUCUCAGAUGAGGCUCUCGGACGUGGCCAUUGGCUCUCUUGCCGCUUUGACCUUCAAUGUUGUUGUUUUGAAAUUCGACCCCUACCUUAAAACUGUUGCAUCAUGGACGUUUGGUGCGGCCCUCUUUCAUUUUAGUCAACAUUUGUUUAAAAGGAUACUGACUUAACAGGUGGUGCGAAAAUACAAGUUCUGGAUGUUGGUCAAUGUGUGUGCCAGACUCUGCAUCGUCACAUCUAGGACUUUUUUCCGUACUUUUUCCGUUUUCGUUUUAUUUAACGUUAAACACCAAACAUGCUGCUUACUUGUUGAGUGCUGUGGGCGUGGCUCUUCUGUGCGAGAGAUCAUACAUACAAAAGGUGCCAGCUUUGCUCAUUGGUUCACCAACCCCUGCCCUACCCCUGGUGGUCACAACGGAAAGUACAUCAACGGAUCAUCCGAUUUUUUUCUUUCUUCAAACUACUCCUUCGGCUUGUUAAGCGCUCAUAUAUUGACCGGGCCAGUUCAGUCCCCCACCUUGCAGCAACAAAGAGAAUAAGAACUUCCUCUUGUGGCUCCUGUAUGUGUAUGCGUGUUUGUGUGUGUGCUCCUUGACCAAUCGGAUGAACCCAAGUUAAUGCUCUCCGGUUCCUCCGUGGUCGGCGGGAACAGGGGAAGGUCCGCCAUGUUGGGAUUGAAACGUGACGCUCUGGAGGUGAAGAACUUAGUGACGGCUCACUUGUUCACCCCCUCCUCCACAAAUGAAAAGGAAGAUAUAUACUGGAACUAGUGUUUGUGAAUGUGGGCGCGCCCGGAGGUGAUGGAGGGGGUCUUUUAUUGCGUCGGUCUGGACUGACAGACCCUCGUUCCCCAGACGUUUCAAGUGGCGGGACCAGGAGCUGGAGACAUGAACUGUGUGUGCGCGCGUGUGUGUGUGUGUGUGUACUCUGUUUCUCGUUUCCAAAAAAAGCCUUAUUGUUACUGUAACUUUACAAAUACGUUACUGUUGUAUUAUGAUUAUUAUUACAUUAUUAUUAUUAUGAUUACCGAUUAAUCUCAUGUUACUUUACAUAGCUGACUUUUUAUUUAGCUUUAUCUUUUUUUUAAUACAGUUAGCGUGACAUGAUAAAUGCUAAUCUUUUCAUAUUACAUUUAAAGACAUUCUAUUUUUUCACGUGUUCAGUAUAACAUAUGUCUUUGUGAAUGUGCGUAUAUAUAUAUGUAUAUGUAUAUAUUAUACCACAUUCACAUUGAUAGAUAUAUAUUUAAAUGCAGAAUAUAUUAGAACUAUCCAAACGAUUAUGAAUUAGUUUUUUCUCCUUUUCAUCCUGUUUUUAAAGGCCAACCAACUUGUUACGAAUUAUGUGAUUAUGUACUUUUAUUUCUUUACAGCAACCCUUAACGAUUUCUUUGUGUUCCUUUACUGCCAUAAUACGGCCAUAUCUGCUGUGAUAAGGUACAUUUUUAACGUGUUUAUAAGCAUUGUUGACUUCAUUAACCUAUACGCAGUAGAAUAUUUUGCAUCGUGUUCAGUUUGUGAUAUUAUUUUUUAACUGUUGUUUAUCACCCAUCUAAGAAGACAAAAUGGCCCUGUUCUUUACCAGUUUUUUUUAUAUUUGCCCCAAAAUGACUUCUUCUUCUGAUCGUGUACAGCCUCUGACAACAUACAAGUUGACGUCCCACAAAAAACUUGCUUUAAAAACAUAACACGACCACCCAUUAUGUUAGCUAUCAACUAAGAUCCAAGAUAUAAUACCUGUAAAUAAAAUUAAACAAAUAUAUAGA